AUGACAGAUCAUAUAGUUGCUGGGGCCCAGAAACACUUGACUGGAAUACCUUUGAGUGUGAUUUCCCAAGGGGCAGAAGCAUUGGUGUUCAAAACAAAUGUACACCCGUACCUGACAAGUCCAAGUCUAGCUAAUAAGGAAGCAUUCAUAAUAAAGUAUAGGCCACCCAAACCAUAUAGACAUCCAAAGAUUGAUGCUUCAAUUACGAAAAAUAGAACCAUUGGAGAAGUGAGGUUCAUGUCAAAGCUCCAGAAACUUGGAGUUAAUGCUCCGGCUGUGAUUCUGGCUGACUUGGAUAAUGGGAUUAUCUGGAUGGAAUAUCUAGGCACGGAGCUACCUAAUGGCGAUGUGAGUUCAUUCAAGAAUCAUUUAUGGUACUUAGAAAGAAAUAAAGAGCCUUCGUUUUGCACUGAUGAUGACGUUAAGUUAUUAUGUCAAGAAGUAGGUAAGCUAAUAGGCAAAUUACAUUUGAAUGACAUGAUUCAUGGAGACUUGACCUCGUCUAAUAUUCUAUUGCAGGAUGGCCAGCCUUUACUUAUAGACUUUGGAUUGUCAUCAUACUCUGGAAUGCCUGAAGAUAAAGCAGUUGAUUUGUACGUUUUAGAAAGAGCAAUUGAUAGUACCCAUUCGGUAUAUGCCAAACAAUACAAUGAAUGGAUGUUAGAAGGAUACGAGCAAAUACACAUGGAUAAAGAAUACGGGAAACAGGGGACAAAGAAGUUUGUGGAGGUUAGUAGGAAGUUGGAUGAUGUAAGAUUAAGAGGUAGAAAGAGAAGCAUGUUGGGAUAA
Hyphopichia burtonii NRRL Y-1933 is the source of this 789-nucleotide messenger RNA. RefSeq names its product serine/threonine protein kinase. Gene Ontology annotation, biological process: protein phosphorylation. The record is from RefSeq and is a predicted model, not a curated record. Gene Ontology annotation, cellular component: nucleus; cytosol; EKC/KEOPS complex. NCBI's taxonomy places the organism in Eukaryota, Fungi, Ascomycota, Pichiomycetes, Serinales, Debaryomycetaceae. Gene Ontology annotation, molecular function: protein serine/threonine kinase activity; ATP binding. The transcript has a single exon. Bases 1 to 789 code for a protein of 262 amino acids.